Haemonchus placei is the source of this 687-nucleotide messenger RNA. The record is from the annotation of a GenBank genome assembly. Lineage: Eukaryota; Metazoa; Nematoda; Chromadorea; Rhabditida; Trichostrongylidae.
AUGGUUGCAACUCUUACUGAUUCAGAGUGGCCCAAACUGCCAAGCGUGGUUUUAGGCUCACCAAUGAGUACCAAGGUGGACGCAUUGAAGCCGCAUCCUUCAAUCGCUUCGGCUAUCUGCUCUCUAUACGACGCGGAGUGGAAGACAACUGCUCACUUGAUGAAUCGAAUUUUCCCCGUCGGCUUGCAGAUAAGCACAGCCCAGAAAUGGUUUGCAGGUAUGCAUGCCACAGUGAGUCGCCAGUGCUGCACCACCUCAUGGGUAUGUGUUUGGCUGAGAUGGUUUGAUCGAUACUUGGUGGAAAAGAUCCGUGAGUUGGACCAAAAUGCCGUAUUAGAGACGCAUGUAAACGGCAGAGGCUUGAAACCAAACUUAUCUUGGUGCCGUUUGGGCAGUGGAGCAGAGGAGCUCGACAAACUAUACAAGGAUAUGAAGGAUGCUCAAGAAGGGAAUGGGUUGUAUGUGCAGGCCGAUGACAUGAGCUAUUACGAUCAAACGGUCUGCGCAGAUCUGUUGUGCAGUGAGCCCGCCCCGGUUUUCAAGAUUCGGCCUACAGCAGCUGAGAGGCCCGUGCGUCCAUGGUCGAACUGUUAUACCGCACUAUAUCACACGCAAGGUCAGGGGUACAAAUCCCGGAUCGAUGCCCGCCCAGGCCAACCAAGCCCUCCAUCCCUCCAGGGUCGGUAA